UUCUUUUAAAUCCCAUGAUCUUUCCGCUUCUCUUUUGUCCUUUUUUCAUCUUUUUAAUAUAACGAGCACAUGUACAUCCCUGGAAUUCAUCCAUCGUCCAUUUCCGUAGCAUUUAAGUCACUUUCUAAAUCUACAUCCGAACUAGCGCAAAACCAAAUUAUCUAUUGUCAUGUGGACAUAAAAGAAAUUAUUAUAUGGACACCAUAUGAAUAACUAUAAAUAGGCAAAUGCACAAUCUUUAUUUUCAUUGUAACGACCUCUAAAAGCCAAUCAACAUGGCCAACUUCAAAACCAUGACAUGUACCGGUGUUUCUUUGUUGCUCUUCUUUUGUUUAAUACCUUCUUGUUUAGCCUACAAUGUGGUUAGUUUUGGGGCUAGGGGAGAUGGGAGGACAGACUCAACUUCCGCAUUUCUUCGCGCUUGGUCUGCUGCCUGCCACUCUACUAGCCAGGCCAAUGUGUAUAUUCCACGAGGAACAUAUUUGGUAAGAACGUUGAAUUUAAACGGCCCUUGCCGGAGAAGAAUUGAGUUCCGAAUUGACGGUACUCUCAUUGCUCCGACCAAUUAUCACGCAAUUGGUCAUUCUGAGUUCUGGAUUAUGUUUUAUAAGGUAAGUGGGCUUUCAGUGUAUGGAGGAACUAUGAACGCCAAGGGUCAUGGUUAUUGGUCGUGCCGAAAGGGUGGAAAGUCUUGCCCACAAGGAGCUAGGUCAAUACAAUUUAUGUGGUGUAACAAUGUACUGUUGAGGGGCUUAACAUCACUCCACAGUCAAAGAGUACAUGUGGGAAUAGGUUACAGCAGCAAUGUGAGAGUUGAGAAUGUGAAGAUAAUAGCCCCAAGUGGAAGCCCAAAUACUGAUGGCAUUCAUGUACAAAACUCAAGAGGGGUUACCAUUUACGGCAGCAUCAUCCAGACUGGAGAUGACUGCAUUUCCGUUGGCCCUGGUUCCAUGAACUUGUGGAUUGAAAAAAUUGGAUGUGGACCUGGACAUGGCAUCAGCAUAGGAAGUUUGGGGAGUAGUUACAACGAAGCUGGAGUUGCGAAUAUAACAGUAACAAAUUCGGUUUUCACGAAGACACAGAAUGGCGUUAGAGUAAAGUCCUGGGCAAGACCAAGUGGUGGCUAUGCUAAAAAUCUCAUGUUCUCAAAUCUUAUUAUGAAGAAUGUUGGGUACCCCAUAAUCAUUGACCAAAACUAUUGUCCCAAUAAUAAUUGCCCUCAUCAGAAUUCAGGAGUAAAGGUGAGUCAAGUAACAUACAAGAAUGUGAAAGGGACAUCAUCCACACAGGCAGCUAUGAAAUUUGAUUGCAGUUAUACAAAUCCAUGCACUGGAAUCAGACUGCAAGACAUAAAGCUUACUCACAAUGAUCGCUUAAGAAGGCCUGCAAUAUCCUACUGUAGAAAUGCAAGUGGAAGACGUGGUGGCACAGUCACUCCCAGGAGUUGCUUCUAAAACAAUACAGAAAACAAAAAAACUCCUUGUAUAUACUUUUAUAUCAAGUUCAGAGUGCAAACCCAACGCAUUCCCACCCCCACCGCGCCCAAGAAAAGAAAAAAACACUUUUCUUCUCUGCGUCUAUUGUUCUUAAAUAAGUUGUUGUUCUACAUAUAUCCGUGGUUGAUAGUUGAUCUACAAUAUAGGUGUUUGUUUGUGGUGAAUCAGUUAUCAAAGUCUUCUUCUGGACUAUAUUUUAGAAGUAGUCCCUUGUGUACGUAGUUUCUUUGCUCUGUCG
Molecule: messenger RNA, 1734 nt
Organism: Nicotiana tabacum (common tobacco)
Lineage: Eukaryota; Viridiplantae; Streptophyta; Magnoliopsida; Solanales; Solanaceae
Product: polygalacturonase-like
Biological process (GO): carbohydrate metabolic process
Molecular function (GO): polygalacturonase activity
Source: RefSeq, a predicted model, not a curated record